This is a messenger RNA of Sclerotinia borealis F-4128, 2001 nucleotides long. The record is from the annotation of a GenBank genome assembly. NCBI's taxonomy places the organism in Eukaryota, Fungi, Ascomycota, Leotiomycetes, Helotiales, Sclerotiniaceae.
AUGGGUGGUCCACGUGCCAUGUAUUGCGAAGAGGAAGACGAAGAGACUGGCAGAGUUUUGCAAAGUACCAGACGAAGCGCAAGCGUUAAGCCUCCCUCCAAGGAGAAGGCCAAGACUAAGGAGCGUCCCAAGAUUACUACUCGCGAUCGCACAUCAAGCAAAGCUUCGAAGCCAAACAGCGACUCGGGAUACUCGACAGGAGCAAUUCCUACAGGUUCCGAAAUAUCCUCGCCCGAUGCGAUACAAGAUGUCGAAUUCACCAAGGAAAGCAAAAAAUCACGAAGGCCAUCUGUGAGCCAAAAGCGACCUUCCAUUUCAGCUGAGUCACGACCACCACAAACACUUAAGAACAAGGAGCAUCGAAGAUCUCUCAGCGUCAAGACAGAGAUGAAGCCAGAACAUUAUGGAGUUUCAACACCAGCUUCUUCCCGACAUCCUCACCCUCCUGUCAUUAAUCAACCACAUACCACGCCUAUCCCCAUGAGACCUCGUGCAUCAACCCAUGCUCCAACAUACGCUGGCGCACGACCUUCAAGUUACCACGCUGCUUCCGCGUCAGCAUCUGCUGCUUAUCCUCCACUGUCCAGCUCUGCGUACUUCCAACCUGCGCAUCUGUCGCCGCAUCACUCGGCGCAAUUUCAAGCCCCACCCCCUUCACCAGCAUUCAAUGAUUAUGCUGUCGUCCAUCCUCCUCAAACCCCUACCCACUUUCAACCACUGGAAGCUCAACCUUCAUCGCGCUCUCUUUCCGCCCGAUUUGAACCUCAACAAAAAGUUUCUAGAUAUGGCAUUCGGGACGAACCAGCUCAAACACCAAGAAUGAUCACAGGUGGCUAUGAGCGAGAGUAUCAGCACAGCGAAGACGAAUACGAUAGCUACGAAUCUUCUGUUGAAGAACCAAUCAGGAGAACUAUUACUAGCAGCAUACGAGUGCCGUCAACCAUUCCUUCAAGGACAAACAGCUCCGCCGUCUCAGAGAGUAACUUCAGCAAGGCCAACAGCACAUACAGUCGCGAAAGCAAUUACAGUGAAGUGGAAAGCGGGUACAAUAAGAGCAAGAGCAAGAGCAAGAGCAAGAGCAAGAGCAGCAAGAGCAAGAGCAGAACCAGGAGAGACUCUCAGGCCAUGCCGCCACCACCUCUACCUUUACCCAAACCUAUCCUACGGCGACCAACAGUCGAUCUGCCAGUAUACGACGAUAACGCUUCCCAAUACAGCGUCGAAGAAUACCAUGAAGAACCCCCUCGUCCAACUUCACGCCAUCGUCGACCAAGUGCUCAUCGCAACUCGGUUUCAUAUGAUGUGAGCGAACUACCUAGAGAAGCAGAGCGAUUCAGAAUUGAAACAGCUAGCAAAGAUAUGCGCAGUCAAAGCUACUAUGGACAAUCUGCUUCAUCUACACAAGCAUCUACAUCAGGAUCAAGUGGCUAUGACGCAAAGCUUUCUGCGGCAGCUGAUUAUCUCGAGGAGGUUAGUGGUCCAACUAUACCACUAACUGCCGAGGCUUUGAGAAAAGAACAACGAAGACAGGCUGGAGGUAGCAGCAGAAGUACAAAGAGCAGUGGAAGUCGUGACUUGAGUGAUUACCGAGGCACACAAACUACUCGUACGACUCGAAGUAGUGGUGACGACAACGUAACCAUUGAGGUCACUGGACAGGCUAAGGUCACAGUUGGUGGAGCUGAGAUUCAAUGCGAAGGAGGAAAAAUUCAAAUUCACCGCACCGAAAAGAUUCGCGACGGAAGUCAACCUACCGCAUCAGAAUAUGGACACCGACACGGACCCGGACCUGGACCUAAAUUACUUGAUGAUCGUGAUCGCCGAAGCCGACAUGACCGAAGCGAUAGUCAAUCGACCCGAUCUCGCAUGAGGUCACAACAUUCUUUCACCCGAGUCUCAUCUCGACCUCAAGAGCGGGACCGAGCACCUCGUGAACGCCGCGAGGAUUAUGAAGCUCGUACUGCCAAUUGGGAGACAUCAACUAAUUCAACUUGGCUUUAA